This is a messenger RNA of Drosophila gunungcola (fruit fly), 10812 nucleotides long. RefSeq names its product pneumococcal serine-rich repeat protein. The coding region runs from base 830 to 6946 and encodes 2038 amino acids. NCBI's taxonomy places the organism in Eukaryota, Metazoa, Arthropoda, Insecta, Diptera, Drosophilidae. The transcript has 8 exons. The record is from RefSeq and is a predicted model, not a curated record. Gene Ontology annotation, molecular function: DNA binding. Gene Ontology annotation, cellular component: nucleus.
CAAUUCCGCAGUGUUCUCUUCGGUUCGGAAUUUUUUCUCAUGUGCCUACUGUGCAAUUAAACAAUUUAGCCCGCUUACAGACAGCUGUAAGAUAAUAAGAGCACAAUUGUUAAUAACUGAACGAAAAGACGUAGCUUAUGAAUGCAGCAUUUUGAGUGUGUGUUUAUUUCAAUUAUCAAAAACCAUAAAAAACGCCGAGAAGGUCAGAAAAAUGUACACAGGCGCAUACCUGCGCCCGUGUGUGUGUGAGUGUGUGAGUCCGUUUGUGAACGUGUGCGUGUGAGUGCGCAGAAAGUUAUACCAGCUGUCAUCGACUGGCGUAUUUAUCAAUAAAUAACUACUGUGAUCAACAGAAAACUUCAGUUACUGGCUCCGAGCGCACAUAUUUCCGUGUUCCCGGCGAUUCCCGGACAUUAAGCAGGCGUACAAUCCUCGUGCCCGGUGUGCAGGACUCUCAGGAUUUCGCAAGAUAUACGUAAAUGCCACAGGCAGAGAUUUGAGGAUGAGGAGCUACUGACGACAGGCCUGUCAAGUGCAGCAAGAGUCCCCAGUGAUACGCAAUAGGAGGGCCAUCCACCCCGCCCCUGCUCCCGCCCCAGUUCAUAUCCACCUGGAAAUCAAGCGGAUUCCAAGCAGAAAUCCGGAUAAUCCGCAUAACCAGGCCGCAGAACACUUGCAGCCGCGGUGGCGACCACACGGCGGCUGGGCAGCUGGGAUUCCUAGGAAAGGCAACAGCAGGAGAGGCAACACAGUUUAUUCGACGAAUUCGAAUGGCAUUUGUUUGUUUCGCUAGCUCGUUGCCGCGUUGGAUGCCACCAAACGAAAAAAGAUGAACAAUGAACAAGCGCCGUCAUUAUCGGACACACCGGCGGAUCCGAUCCCUGUGGGAUCUGGAGGAGCAGCUGGCAAGCUGCCCACGAUCAUACCGGACACGCCCAUCGUCUCGAUUGCCGCUGGCACGAUGAGCGAGAGCACGACCACGACCACAGCCACCAAAACGACGCCGACGCCGAUCCCGCAGGAGCAGCUCAUCACCAUGAUGUCGGAUCAUGUGGCGCCGCUGGAUGUGGGGAUGGCCGGCCUUGAACAGACCUCCCGCAGCCCGGAGGUCAGAGACGGCAGUCAGAGAGCUCCAGCAGUGGGUGCCAACCACGUAGCAACCAGCAGUUGCAACAGCAACAGCAGCAGAGGCAGUGACCACAAGAAGUCAUCAACCCCUAGUAAUAGCCAUAGCUCGACUAACCACGCUGCAGCGACAGAGGCAGGAGCGGCAGGAGCAGGAUCAGGAGACUCACCCUUCUCGCAGGUAUUCGCCAUGAUGGCGGACUCGCCCAGUGCCGAACUGUCGCAUCCAAACCGCAGAGUCCUUCAGUAUGGAGCCACUGCUAAGGGCAAGACACAGGACGAUCAGAAUGUCGGCAAGCGACAAAAGAAGAAAAAGACAAAAUACGAUGCCUGGGAAGAUAGCGACUUUAAUGAUCUCGACGACGCAUCAUUGAAGAAACUUCUUGAGGAGGCCUACUGGUAUCGGAAUCCUGGCGACAGGAAGAACAAGAGCGAGCGAUUUCUGCAAAUGCUCGAAAAGGCUGAGUACGACGAGGCGAUCUCUCAUCGUGCCAACAAAUCCGGCCUCACACUCAACCCAUCCGCACUAGCGUCCAGUGCAGCGGCAGUAGGCUCGAGCGGCGGCGGCGGCGGAGGCAGCAGCAGUGCAGGGCACAACAGCAGCUACAGCUCCACCAAUCACCGGUCCACGGAUCCCGGCCAGCAGCGGCACAAGCAGGGCGGCUCCCUGCAGGAUCUCGUCGAGGCGGCGCACCGCAGCGAGCUGGCCACCACCUCGGCGGCGGCGGCUGCAGCGACGGCGGCGACUACAGCAGCAACCCAACGUUUCAACUGUGAUUACCAGCUGAGUGGCCGCUCGAAUCGCCGCCAUCAGCACAACCAAAACGCCAACUCCUCCUCCGCCUCCGUCUCUGCCUCUGCCUCCAAGAAGAUCAAGAACUCGUACGUGUCGGGUCGGCAGCGCGAAGGAGGCAGCCUGCCCAGCAGCGUUAACUUUGAGCCGGCUGCUGCCAUGGAUGCCAAGCAGCACAAGCAGCAGGCUCAGCUUUCAGAGUCUACAGGUGGAUCUAUAUCUGGAGUUGGCUACAAGAACAAGCACCAUCAUCAUCGCAGCAGCACCGGCAGCUGCAGCAGCCUGCCCAGCCAUCUGAGCGAUCGCGAUCCGGAGGCGGGCAUCCAGUUCGACAUGGACGAUGACAAGGCGACGGGUGCCGGUGUCGGUGCCGGUGUCGGUGCCGGCACUAGCGGCGUCCAACACGACUACCUGUUGGAGCAACUGGAGCCACAGAACCCCUCGAUGACGUUCCUGCUCGACGCUCUUAGCGGCAAGCAGGUGCAGCCGGCGGUGGCCAGAGAGGCCAGAGAGGCCGCUGCGUCGGCCGGUGCCGCCAAGGAGUUCCUAAUCGACGAUCCGCUGCACUUCUCCGUCCUGGAGGUGUCCGCCAGGAGCCAGCUGCAGCAGCAAGCCUACUACCUGGCCGCCAUCACCGGACAGUUCGGGCUCGGCCUGGAGGAGCAGAAGCGCAAAGUGGAGACCGGCUACGUGUCGCUCAACGACCACUACACGGCCUGCUCCUCAGUUUACGGCGGCGGCGCUGGUUCGCCGGCUGCCAUCGAGGGCAGCAAGCCCUCGACCUCCUCCUCGACCUCGUCCGGUGGCAGUACCUGCGGCGCCUCCUCCUCCUCCUCCUCCGACGCGCUCUCCGGCGACCUGCGUCCCGCCAAGAUCGGACGCAUGGUCUCCGCCGCAGCGUCGGCGGCAGCUGCAUCGAUGGGUGGCAAGGCCACUACGCGUCAGCUGGACGAGAAUGGCAAUGCAUUGAGCGACGGCUACGGGGGCAACGCAGCCAGUGGAGUCGCCACCAGCAGUAAUGGCAAUGGCAAUGGCAAUGGCAACGGCAAUGGCAACCAGUUCACGGCCCUGAUAACCACAACGGUGGGAGCGAGUGCAGUGACCUCGUCGAUGCCGCACCGCCAGAACAGCGUAUCCACGCUGCUAUCCACGGGCACCAACACGGCCACCACGGCCAUGGCAGCGGCGGCUGUGGCCGCAUCCUACAGCCAGCUGCAGCAGGCUCCCGGCGGCGGCACAGUGGGUGCUCCCGGGUCGGGCAUUGGCAUCGGCAUGGGCCUGCAGCAGCAACAGCAGCAGCAGCAGCAGCCCACCAAGCAGAAGGCGAAGAAGAAGUCGCAGCAGGAACGCAACACCACCACCGUGGACGUGGAGUCGGUGGCCGGCUACCGGGGCAACGAUCCCGUCGAGCAGCUGGUCAAGUACAUCGAGAACGAUGUGAAUGGCGGCGGCGGUGGCAACGGGAACGGGAGCGGGAACAGUGCGGCGGGGCAGCGCAAGAAGGAUCGCAAGAAGCAAAACAAGCUCAAGAAGAGCAACUCGCUGGAGGAGCUGCGCAGCUGCUCCAAAAUGGAGGUGGACGACCUGAAACGCCAGUCGGCCACCACGGAGAUGAUGCGUCAGAAGAAGGGGGGCGGCGCGAACAAUGCCUCCGGAUCAUCGUCCUCGGCCGCAUCCGCAUCCUCGGCGACGAGUGGCAAGCACAACUCGUCCUCCGUGGCGGACAUAAACAAGAACUGCAACAAGGAGCAGCAGCAUCAGCAGCAACAGCAGCAACAGCAGCAGCAGCAGACACAGGUGCAGGUGCGCAACAGUAGCAGCAGCACCAGCAGUAAUCCGGGAUCCGGAUCGCAGCAGCAGCAGCAGCAUCAGCAGCAGCGGAAGGGAGGCGAACGGCGAUCGUGGGGCACCGAGGAGCUGCAGUACCUGGGCGAUCACCAGGAGAUGACACCAGCAGCCUGGUCGGAGCCGGAGAUGACUGUCGGCGGCCAGAAGCAGCUGCCACUGGCGGCCGCCCUGGCCCGCAUGUCUGAGCUGGAUGCUCUGAACACUGUGCUGUCGGAGACCGCCGAAUUCCAUGUGGUGACCAAGAAGAAGAAACCAAAGAAGCAGCGAGCCGUCACCAUGGACGAUGCGGCGGUGGCGGCGGCUGCCAGCGCGGGCGGCAAUCUGCAACGCAUGCAGCAGAUCACCAAGUCGGCCUCCUCCAAUAUGAUGUCCCAGCGGACGCACUACUACACUCCCUACGCUAGCAACAACAACAACAAUGGAGCAAGUGGCAACUACAAACAGCAACAGCAACAGCAGCAGCAGCAGCAACAACAAUACCAGGAGCACUACCAGUCGCAAGCGGGCCAGCAGCAGCAGCAGCAGCAGCAGCAGCAGCACCGUCAUCAUCACCAUCAUCACCACUAUCAUCACCAUCAUGGCGGAUCGGCGGUGGCCAACCAGGUGGAUGGCUCGCGUCGCAAGUCGACCUCGUCGAUGCCGCCGUCCGAGAAGUCCGACUCCAGUGAUCUCGACUCGGUCCACUCGCUGCCCAUCCAGACGGGCAAGAAGAAGAGCCUGGGCGGCGGCGGCAGCAACAACAACAAGCAGCGGGCGGCCCAGGCUGCCAGUCAGCGAGGCCAGGCCAAGCAGCAGCAGCAGCAGCAACAGCAGAACAACAUCAACUCCCCUGCUCCCAUUUCGUAUGCGGAUAUUGCGCGGAACAAGCAGGAGGCCCUCAACAAUGCCACGGCCAGCGACACGGAGCUGGAGCUGGGCGACAAGUUUCAGGCUUCCAAGGGUGGCGGCAAGUCCAAGGCGCGGCCCGACUUCCCAGAGCUGCCAGGCGCGGCUGCUGCUGCUGCUGCAGCAGCAACGCCAGCGGCUGCAGGUGGAAGCAUCACCUCCCAGGUGGCACAGGCUAGCAACCAAAACACGGCGCCGUCCUCGUCCAGUUCGAUCAGCUACUCACAGAGCCUGAAUGCCACGCCCGCCAGCAGCAGCAGCGAUGCGGAGUUCACCAACUCGCCGGAGCUGCAGAUGCAGGAGGCCACACCCACCCCAAUGGCGGCCACGAGCAGCAGCAGUGUCAGCAGCAGCAGUUUCGCCGCCAGCAGCGCAUCUUCCACAGCCACGGGCACAUCCACCUCCAGCUCCACGCCGCCGGCACUGCAAAAAUCGAAGAGCGUGGAGCACGAUGCCAGCUACAGUUGCAACAGCAGCAACCUGGACCAGCAGUAUCCGGCGCUGGAGAAGACCGUCAAGCGGCACAGCACCAGCAAUGUGUCGGUGGCCGCUGCGGCCUCGUCCACCACGUCGUCGGCCUCGUUGUACAAUUUUGCAGCAGCAGCCAAGCAGCAGCUGGCGGAAAAGGGCUCAUCCUCCGCAGCAGCAGCCGCAGCAGGAGCAGCAACAACUACCUCAGCAACAGCAACAGCUCAAACUGCAGCUACAGUUCCUGGUUCGUCCGCAUCCUCAGCUCCAGCCACAACACAGGCUUCAACUUCGACUACAUCUCCUGCUUUAGCCCUAGCCUCGCUUAAGGCCAAGACCAAGCCAAAGGAGUUAUCUCCUAGCAGCAGCAGCAGCAGCAACAGCAGCAACAGCAGCAGCAGCAACAGCAGCAGCAGCGUCGGCAGCAAGAAGCCAGCGGCGAAGUCUAGUCAAGAGGAGUCCAUUACACCCAAGGCGACCACCACGCAAAAGACCACGGCUGCCACGCAGACCGAGGGAGCCAAGAAGCUGGUUGGUGGCAUCCACAAGCUGGCCAGCAGCAGCAGCAGCUGCAUUGCCAAGGGAGCCGGCGCUGUUUUGGAGGCCACCGGCGGCAGACGCGCCGUGAUCAUACUGAACGAUGAUCGCGAAGCGGGCAGGAGCGGCAACAACGAGUUCAUCUUUGGCGACUUCAACGAGGACGAACUGAAGCUCUUCGACGACAAUUUAGAAGACGAAGGCGAAGCUGCCGAGCAGCAAGAGGAGGAGGAGCGGGAGGACCAGCACAAGCAGGCCUCGAAUAAGCAUCAGCAGACGGAGGCGGCCGAAUCGGAUGCAGGCCAAGAUGAAAUCGAAGACCCAGACAGCGAGGUGGAGAACCAAGGAAAGCGAUCGGAGAUCAAGAGACAGGAGCAGGAUGUGAGCGGCAGCAGUGAUCAGCAGCUGAACGAUUCCGGAGCCGCUUCCGAUGCGGUCAACAGCUCGACCAGCCUGGACAUGCUCUCCAUUUCGGGGGAGGCGGCACAGUCGUCACCGAACGCAACCGGGGCAACGGCCAACUCAUCGAGCGCCGCCAGUCUGAUCAACUCGUCCACGCCAUCCGGUUCGUCGUCCGCCUCGGCGAGCACCUCGACCUCAUCAUCCUCCGUCUCCAUAUCGUCCUCCUCGGGCGGAAGCGGAAACGGCAAUGGCAAUGGCAAUGGCAAUGGCAAUGGCAAUGGAAACGGCGCCACCUGUCUGGCCUCCAUUUCGGGCAUGCUCGGGGGAGUGGCCAAUCAGUCGGGGGACAGCGGCAUCUAUGCGGCCGCCAACACGUCCAUCAGGGAGCACGUCAACAACUUCCUCACCAAGGCCAGCAUCAGCGAGGAGGCGCCAGCCAUAUCGAUGCAGCAGCUGGAGACGUGCAACGACAUCGAGACAGCCAUCAUAGCCGCCGCCCGUGCCGCAGCCGCUGCGCGGAGCUCCAGCUGCAGUCGCAGCAACUCGCAGGAGCAGCAGGAGCCAAUGCAGUUGCAGGCGCUGGCCAAGACGACCAAAACGAAUCCCAAUCCGGAGGCAAAGGUGGCCCUGCCCGUGUUCAUGGCCUACAACGACGAUGACGAGGAGGACGACGAGAGCCUGCAGGAGCUGAGCUUCAUGGCCGACCUCAAGGCGGACGCAGGCACGACGCCCGCGGAGUCGGAGGAGAUCACAGUGCUGCCCUCCACCCAGCAGUCGCGUCCGGCGAUGAUGACCAACACGGAACUGAUUGUCGACUAUAUCGCCAACACCUGGAAUGCCAUUGCCAAUAGCAAGUAUGUCACCUACUAUACCGAACAGGAGACCUAGGAACCAACGGAGUCAGCUCAGCAAACGCUGAAGCAUCAGCGACAUGUCCCCAACAUCUGCAACACCAUCAGCAACAGCAACAGUAAAAGCAGCAACAGCAGCAACAGCAGCAGCAACACCAGCAACACCAAUCGCAACAGCAGCGUCAGCAAUAUUGAUAGCAAUUUAACGAGAGCAUCGAACAUUGGCUGAAAGCUGGAGUUUAGUGGAGUUUAGUUCGAAUUGCAUGUUCUGAUGUUUAUAUAUUCUUUUUUUUUUACUUUGUGCUGGGCCAUCGUUUAUGCAUACACUAUAAAUAAUUGCUAUAACAAUACGCUUUUAUGCUAAUUAAUGUAACGAAUGUAAACGAAUCGAUAGAUUAACUAUUGAUAACAUUUUCGAGUGCGAACGCGCGGCAACUGCAAAUUCAGGGCAGAAGUUGUAGGGAACAGAGCUGACCGAUGAGGUAUUGAGAAGUAUGAGAUAUAAUUAGAUGCAUGUCAGGAAUGUAGGGGCGUGGUUCCGGUUCAGCGAGCCUAAUCGGUAAUCCAUCGCCUGGAGAGGAUAAAAACAAAAAACAAAAAAAAACACAAAAACACGGGGGACUUUGAACAAUAACGAGAAGACAAACCCUCGACCCGUUCGUACAGCUGUGAAUAAGUUGGAAAACAUAACUAAGAAUGUGAACUUAAGAGAGAAAGUAAUCGGAAUUAGAGGAUAUUUAUUUAACGUUAGUUAACAGCGAUUUAAACGUUUUUUCGCCACGAGAUGCGAUGCAUAGUGAUGUUCAAUCAAGCAUUUUGAUCUGCUUUUGUUAAUUUACAACCUUCUGGCUCCUUAAAACGCAACGUUUUACCAUUACUAUUACCAUUUACUAUUACUCUACUUUAAAUAUUAUUACUAUUAUUACGCAACCGUUUUUUUUUUUUUGCCUUUGUUUUGAAACACAAACACAAACGCAAAUUCAGAAAGUAACACUAAUCCAAUCCUAGUUCUUAGGCUUAGGCACAGAGUCAACGUCGCGUGUACAUAUGUAUGAGAGCAGAACCAGGAGUUGAGCAGGUUGAGCAGGUUGAGGCAGUUCGACAAUUUGAGUUUAUGUGUUAGGGAGCAAGAGAAAGUGUUAGAAAGAGCCCAACGGAAAAUAUUUGAUAUGUGUGUGUAUGAUAACGAUAACGACUAUUUAAAGUAAACUAUGUAAGGCCCGCUCCUUAGCUCCGGCUAGCCAUAAAUAAGCCUCAUGAGGAAUGUAUGUUAAACAGAAUAACCGCAAAAACAGCAAAAACCGCAAAAAUCACAAAAACCAGAAAAACAACUAAAAACUAUUGCGCACUUACGAAAAAUGCCGCCGUUUAGCAGGGAGGGCCUCAGAAGGUCUCUCCAAAGGGAUAAAUAAUAAAAGAAAAACCUAGUUAUCGUCGUAACCAUUAAAGCAGAAAAUCGAAAAAAACAAAACAACAAAACAAAAACAAAAAAAAAAACAAACAAAACAAACAGAAGCGUAGAGGAUGAUAUGGUUUUUUGGCGACGGAGAAACAAAAUAAACGUUAAGUGAACUCGUAGCAUUAAAAGCGCUACUAAAUUGCUAUAUCUAGGAAUAUACAUUAUAUACGCGCGCAUCUAUUAACGUAACUUUUUUUUGAUAAUGCAAAACGUUAACCGUAUAAAAUCGAUUAAGUGAGAGCAGGAAACAACAGUUUAGUCUAAAGAAAUGUCCGAGGAGAAACAAAAAACAAUACACAAUUGAAAUUAUCUAAAGAGCUAAACGAGGAAACCUAUUUAAAGCUAAUCAUUAAAACACCCAAACUGGAAUGCCUACUCUCUAAGACCGAAUAAACAGAACAAACAGUGCGAAAUGUUUUCAAAUAUACUAGAAUAUGUGAAACUGUUUUGCUUCAAUUUGGAAUUCAAUGUGCUGUAUAUUUUGAGAAUAAACGUAAACUAAAAUGCCGACAAAAUGUGAAGACAAAUAUUCUAUGCCCCGCCCCGCCCCGCCCCGCCCCGAAUCCUGUAUCCCCAACCUUUAGAAAUCCUUUAAAUACGCAACACUCGGCCAGAGUUGUUGCUGUACCGCUCUAAACCAUGUAAGCCAACCGACACAGAAUCAAAACUAGAGCCAGAAAAAUUUGAAUAAGUUGCAGAAAGGAUAUAUGAUGAUGUAUGGAGAAUAUGAAAUAUUAAAUAUAUGUAUUUGUACCACACGCAUUAAGGAGAAUCUAAGAAAAUUACACUAGUUUACAAAUUUGGCCUUUUUGGCGGUUACCCUGAAGAGCAUUAUAGUUUCUAAUUUAUUAGAGGCUGCUGAAGACGAAAGUGUUAUUCGCUAAUUCUAUUAAAGAACUGUUCUUUAGUCUGAAAAUCAAAUGAACUGUAGGUUCAAUCGGAUGAUAAUGUUUACUUACAUACAGAACAUAAAAUUAUUUAUACAGAAAUAAGCGGUUUUUGGUAAAAGGACUUCUGUAAUAUCUCCAUAACUGAAUGUGACUAUUGUCUUUUUUUUAUUCGGUAAAUUAUAUUCCAAGCCCAUAUUAUUUCCAAAGGUAUACAAUAUCUGCUAGUUGAACAUAUCGUUCCCGAAGUUUUAUGAAAAGUACAUUAGUUUUCGCAAGAAUCUCAAGAAGUGUUCUUCCAUGUUAAUUUACGGUAUACAUUUUCGAUUUUAGCGAACUCAAAUUAUUCUCAGAAACAUGUUUUUAAAGAGGUACAUCUUUCGUGUAAACUAGUGUUAUAUACAACCACUAAGUCAAACUAUGCCAAUGUACACUGCAACAAUUUUAGACAAUUGAGAACUAAUGAGUAACAAAAAAAAGCAAAACCGAAAAUAUGGAAAACAAAAUUGAAAUUUAAUUAUACGCUAGGCCAGUAACUAAAACUAACACUAAAAUAUUAUAAAUUACAUAUAAACAAAAGGAAAAACACAAAAAAAAAUGUUUCUUAUGUGUGUAUUUAUGUAAAAUAUAUAUUGUAGCUGUGUGUAUGUGUAUAUAAAUAGUAAAUUUGUGACUCAAAGAACAAAAAUGUAAAACACAGAGAAACAUAUGAAGGAUGAGAGGCAGACGUUAAUAAUCGGACAGUUCGUUUCCCCGCUAUAAAGUAAACACCCAUUUUCGAUAAUAUUCGUAGGACGAGAGUGGCUCGAGCUUGCAGUUUAAAGGCUGCGUUGUCGUCGGCUAACAGACCAAAACUAGAAUUGUUUUAGUUCCGCCCUUUUUUUUGCGUAGCUAGCUUAUUGUUCAAUUUAUCGGUUAUCUGUUAUCGGAUAUCGGAGUAAUCGCUCGAAUUGCGUACAGUUCAACCUGCUUUAUUUCCGUCUUGAGUGCACUUGUUGAGUUUGGAAUACAAAAUAACAAUAAUUGGAAACGGAGUGGCGAGAAUUAGAGCAGCGAGAGCGCAGUGGAAACUAUAAUCAUAGAUAUACUUACUUAUACAGAAAUCUACGACUAAGUCUAUUGGAUAGCUAAAAAAGAACUCUAUGAACACCUAUUUGAUACGUUAGGCCAGUGUGAAUGGAUCGAGUUGCAGAUCAAGAUGUUUAUAAGCGUGUGAAUGGUGCUAACUUUAAACUUGGAACAGGUCUAGUAGCAUGGGGACUUGGGCCCAAUAAUCACGUAAGGGAAUUCAUUGAUGGUUCGUAAAUUUCGGUUUUCUUUAUUAUUCCAUUUAUUGUCGUACUAAAUUUGGUUAAUAUUUGCAAUACAAAAUUGAAAAACUCUAUAUGUAAAAACCACUAUUAUAGUUUAUAAUAUUAGGCUAAAAUGGGUUUUCAUGUAAAUUCGUAGUAAUUAGUAGUCCAUAGAGAAUUUUUAUUUGUGAUUUGGCUUUCGGUCCCCGUACUAGAAAAUAACCCUAAAUUGAUUUAAAUGUAUACAUACUUCUAUUUCUAUAUA